This is a messenger RNA of Micropterus salmoides (largemouth bass), 1278 nucleotides long. RefSeq names its product cytoplasmic tRNA 2-thiolation protein 2-like. Lineage: Eukaryota; Metazoa; Chordata; Actinopteri; Centrarchiformes; Centrarchidae. The record is from RefSeq and is a predicted model, not a curated record. The coding region runs from base 190 to 609 and encodes 139 amino acids. The transcript is spliced from 7 exons.
AGUUUGUUUGUGUCUGUCCCAUAGACAACAGACAAGGCCAGUAUCCAGCGUCUGACGGAGAGCUUUGUCACUAAACUGCAGGCAGACUUCCCCUCGACCGUCAGCACCAUCUACAGGACCAGUGAGAAGCUGCAGACAGCAUGUAAGAGCUCCACCACAGCCGACCACUGUGACAGAUGUCUGCUCUGCAUGUGCGCCCUGGAUACUGCUGUUGAGAAUGCAUCAGCCUUCAAGGCCACACUGAUCUCAGAGCAGCUUUCCCAGACUAAAUCUCCAGGAGCUACCAGUGCUGAUGUCCCAGGACAAAACCCAGCUCCAGUGGAGUCAGAAUCCACUGCUCCCACUGGGCAGUGCUGUCCCUCUGGUGGAGGAGAGGAUUGUGGGACAGCAGCAGGGGGUAGAGGCUGCUGUUCUUCUGCCAAGGGACCAGAGACGGCUGAUCUGAAGAGCCUGCUGUGUUACAGCUGUCAGCUGACCAUCAAAGACAUGUCGUCAUUGGAACGUCUCCCGCAGUACAUCCUCUCAGAGGCUCAGAGGCGGCAGAGGAGGUCUCAGAUGAGAGAGGAGAUCGGCGAGUUCCUGCUGGAUGAUGGUGAUGAAGGCGAUUAGAGGGAGGAGGCAAAGCUGAUGAAACAGAAGUGAAGCUGAAUGUUCACUCAGAAAGAAUUUACUUGGCCAUUUUUACUUGUUUCAUCCUGCAGGGAGUGGAGACAUUUCAUAUAAAUGCUUAAGAAAUAUAUUAACAUGUAUAGAAUUUCUUCAAUUCUACUUCCUGUUAUUCUGUGUGGGGUCACAGGGGCUAGAGCCUAUCCCUGCCUGCAGGGAGUGAGAUGUGGUAGGUCCCAGGUACACUACAGAGCUGUGCAGGUGCCAGCCUGAAAACAGCCCUGCGUUGGUGUGGGUGUGUGAUACCAGUGAGACAGGAAAUCUAUCCAGGAAGUCCAGUUUGAUUAACAGAUCCAUGAGUUUGAAGAUUUAGCAUCAAAACACUGUAUAGAUGUUUAUAAUACACUCACACAGGAUUUUACAACUAUUUUAUCUUCUGUCGUCUCAAUCACAAGGUCAAUUGUAGGAAUACAGUGUUGACAUUACAAAGUAAUCCACCAUGAAUCUGCACUCGCAUGAUUGGUCACCACAGCGCAUUGUUGAUGACAACAUGUUAAGUUGCAGCAAAAGUUCAGCCUAGUUCUGAUCUGAGAACAGAUCAGUUUGAGAUUUUAUAUUUGUUAUUGCUGCUAUAAUAAACUUUUGAGUCUUUAUUUAAAGCUGUUUUCAAGC